AUGGACGGCGGCGACCCCCGCCCCAAUGCAGCUGAGAGACCACCUCGUCGGUUUCUCCCGCUGGACAACUGGUCCAGGAGGGCUGGCGGUCCUGGCGGCCUUGCUGAACGAGCGUUCAGAAGAGCGGAACCGGGGCUAACCCUGCCGUCGGAAACCCGGGAACGCAAAGGCUUCCGUUCGUCGACCGUGGCGCAGGGCCACCUGAGCUUUACGCAGGCAGACGACAACGCCUGCCGUACGACCCUGCUGUCCGAAUGCAGUGCCGCGACGUCUCCGACACAGCGACACCUGCUUCUACAUGAACUGUACAAUCUGGCGGAGCUGAACUUCAAUGACGUUGUGUUCUACCGUUCCAUGUACAUCAACCACAGACCCUCGAAAAUAAUGGUCCACUGCAGUCCGUGUGGAUUCACCGGGCCCUACACUCGCUUCAUAGACGGCAUUCCAUUUACAUUUGUACCGACAGUAUUCCCCACAGAGGUCUUCGGCACGCCUUUUAAGCCGCAGUGGCCUGAGCACUCCACGGACAUUGUACGUCUUCGCGUGCUGCUGCGUUACGGGGGCAUCUACCUCGACGCGGACGUCUUCGUGGUGCAGUCCCUCCGGCGGUUCCUGCGUUACGAGGCAACUGUUGCUUGUGUUGAUGGUGGCUUUUUUGGCAACAUGAUAAUGAUCUCUCACAAGAACUCUCGCGUCAUCCGCCUGUUCAUGGACACUUACCGUGAGUGA
This is a messenger RNA of Dermacentor silvarum, 729 nucleotides long. RefSeq lists its product as uncharacterized. Bases 1 to 729 code for a protein of 242 amino acids. The record is from RefSeq and is a predicted model, not a curated record. The transcript is spliced from 4 exons. NCBI's taxonomy places the organism in Eukaryota, Metazoa, Arthropoda, Arachnida, Ixodida, Ixodidae.